This is a messenger RNA of Pelobates cultripes (western spadefoot toad), 4003 nucleotides long. The record is from the annotation of a GenBank genome assembly. Lineage: Eukaryota; Metazoa; Chordata; Amphibia; Anura; Pelobatidae.
CUUUUUCCCAUCGUGGUAUUCAUCCGCUUACCGAGCUGCCUCUUCCACCGUACCUGGUUUCCUAUCCCUCACCCAGUCCCGGGUUUCUGUUGGCGUGUGUUUAAAGAAUUGCUCCAAUAAUAUCAAUUGCACCGCAUCCUCCAAAGUCUUUGCCUGACAGCCCUGCAUCCAAUUUCGAGCCGCCCGGUGCAUCCGAAAGGCCCUUUCGGCAUACAAUUCUCGAUUACCCUUUCUCAAACCGCAAAACUUUCUCCUUUAGGCUACCAGGGUGACGGCAAACCGGGCAAGCAGGAUGUAGCUUAACCGCUGAUAAUCGAGAAUAGCAUAUUCGGGGACCGCCUGGUAUUCCUCUUCCGCUCGGCCGGUGAGUUUACUGCUAAAUAUCGCAGCCCAGUGUUCUUGAUCUAGCCCCUCUAAAGCGCACUGUCUCUCAAAGUCCUGCAAAUAAGUGUCGAUCUCCAUUUCCCUGUCAACAAAAGUUUUCCAGGUAUUGAUGCCGUCUCUGCCUGGCAUAGGUUCGCCUGCUGGGCCCUUUGUUCUGCACUUACCUGUGCCAUGAUAUGCGCCACAAUUUCCGGCAAAGGAUUUGUCCCCAGCAGGCCAACUCUGCUUCCUCCUGGCUUACAUUUGACGCACCCCUGGCUUGAUUGCCCUCCAUCAAUUCGGCGAUGAGGGUAGCUUUCUUUUUGUUGCUCGCCGACUGACCCCGAGCUUACAGCAAAUCUUUCAGUGUAGUUCUCCUUAACUUCUCGUACUGCUGGACCAUUCACCAGUUCUCCUUGAUUGGGAAUUCCAUUCGAUCCCGUCGCUUCCCACCAGUUGUUAAGAACACUGGUAUGUCAGAUACCCGUUCGCUACCGGUUCCUCCCAAACUGCUAAAAGCUGAGUGAUUUUAGCUCGCAGUUCGGGUGUUGAUUCAAACGUUCUUCAGAAGACAAUGCAGUAUCCAAGUAAGUUCUCCCAGCAAUCAAACACAUACCCAAACAUCAGCCUAAACUAGUGUACAACAGGAAGUGUACAACAGGAAUGAAUUUAUUCAGGCCAACUGGCAGGUUUAUAUGCAAGUCCCCAUGCAAGGGUUUUAUACCGGUGGUUGUGGUGUGCCAAAACCGACGUUCAGGUAGGCCUGUAAAAAGAUGGCCCACCAAGUAAAUGUUUUGAUAGUAUUAUUAAAUACGGACAAAGGGACUAGGAAAUUAAAUAUAAAAUGUAAGUUCAGGAGAUAGAGAUGUAAGGGAAAGUAAGUGUAAUCUAAUUAGAACCCAUUCUUAGAGAAACAAUAUAUUGAGCUAGCUCUCUAAACCCCAGGGGGAAAAAAAAUCUGAUAAUUAAGUUAAAAAUGUGAAAAAUUAUAAACAUUGACAUUAUUCAAAAUCCUGACUGAGACCUUUUUGGAAUCAAAGUAUCGAUCUCAUAUAUCCAUCUCGUUUCUUCCUUAUUCAUUGUGUUAGUAAAGUCUUCACCUCUCCAGUUUUUAUGAAGUUGUUUAAUUGCUGUGAAUGAACUUCCUACACUGGAACAAUUAAGUAUUUGUUUAUAAUGUGUGGAGACAGAAUGGUUCUCAAUAUCUUUUUUGAUAUUGUGCAAGUGUUCUUGAAUCGUUACAUUGACCUUCCUAAUUGUACAUCCCAUAUUAUUUUGUAAUUAUGUAGUCAUACCCUUCAUACCAUCAGUCAGCUGACAAUCACAGCCAAUUACAGCUGCCCAUUUCUGCUCAGUCAAAUACUUCCUAGCCAAAGCAGCUUAGAGGUGAUGGUGAUCCUGAGAUUCUCGUUCAGCAUAAAAACAUUAAAAAUGGUUUAAUGCUGAAUGAAAUUAUGGCACCAGGGGACACCUGACACUAUAACCAGUUUAAUGAGAUGAAGGACAUACAGCACCCAUUAAAAUCGAUUAAGUGAAUAAGUUAUGGCAAAUAAAUAAUGGUUAAUCCUUCUCAUGUGAGGGACAAAACUGCUUACAGAGAAAAGUCCAAUAAUUUUAUUAUACAAUCACAAAAACUAGAACAGCCAUAUGUCCAUUACCUUGACUGCAAUAUCACCCUUGUCGCCAGUCCUGAAUAUUACAUUUGAAUACAGUAAUCACUACAAGAUUUCUGCCAAGAUCUGAUAUAAUUUCUAAUCAGUUUUUAUUUUAUUUUUUUAUGUAGAUGAAGAGCUGAGUAUUACCACCACACGCCCCCAGGUUCCUAUUGGUCAGAUUCCGUACACUCUGUCAUUGAAUGCUCACUUCCAAUCGGCCUACGGCAUCUCCAAAAUCGAGUCUAACUGCAACAUUACCCCUUUGGAGUACACGGAUACUGACAAGACAGCAGCCAAAGUGAGCGAACCAUACAAUAACACUGACGUGUAAACCUUAGGCUUAUUAACCAAUUUUAAGAUGUACAAAGAGAGUUAAUAUCCUUUUCUGUUUCUUUCUCUGAAAUAUCUCACCUUGCAAUUGGUCAUCUAAAUAGCUUGCUUUGCCAUUGUUCUGAUGUUAAAUACUUCAGAUACAGUCAUUCCUUGGCUCAGGCUGGCAUGGAUCUUGAUAGAGUGCUUUCAUGUUUUUUGUUUUUUUUAAGUACAUGCUGUGUUUUUAAGGGUUUAACAUGUUGGGCUGUGACAAUAAACUCACAGUUAAAGCAUUUUGACCAAAACGCAGGUCCUUCUUUUCACCUCCUCAUGAUCCCCUUUGUCACGUUGCUUUCUUCCCCAUUUCUCCAGGUGUCUCUGGCUCAAGGGCAUAAGUUUGAACGAGAUGUUGAGCUUCUUGUUUAUUAUAAUGAGGUGAGCAAGCCUAGUGCUACUGUGGAAUCAGCGCUUCCAGAUGCCAAAGCAGGUAAGCCAAUCAGAAGCCAAUCUAUUUAGCAUUCUAUUUCUAUGUAACAUGGUUUCGGUCGGUCCUCUCCUUACCCAGUGUUAGAGUGCCUUCUCAUGCAUAAUGACUUGAGGAUGCUGGGAUCUGUGCUGUAGCCAAUAUAUAACUUGCAGAUUAGGGGUUUGUCAAUAAACUUAGCUGAUAAAUGAGGAGUGGAUAACCAAAGGAGGUCAUUAUAAUGCAGGUUUUAUUCUACAAACAUUUAUAUUUUACGUUGCCUUUUUGGAAUUACCGGUGAGCUGCAUUUAACAGAUUUGCCAGUUUAACAACACUUGCCAGUCACAAAAUCCCAAGCGCCGUACAGCACAACAUAUUGCUCAUUGGCUACAGAGAACAGGAAUGGGUCCUCUCCCAACAUCUUCAUUAUUGUCACAGAGUGAUUAGGGAUGAAAAACAAAAUCCCUUAAAUUUAACAGUUUAUCUAAGCUUCUCCUGCAGGGAUAUCUUUACUACAACAGCAUCCGCUAGAGCAGGGAUUGACAACCUUCAGCACACCAGAUGUUGUGGACUACAUCCCCCAUAAUGCUCUUACACCCAUAAUACUGGCAAAGCAUCAUGGGAGGUGUAGUCCAAAACAUCUGGAGUGCCGAAGGUUGCCUAUGCCUGCGCUAGAGUCUGGUACAAAACAGCUCAGUUCAAACAAGCUCCAGCUUUAUCAUAUACAUUUCCUUUAUACAUUACAUUUUGUAGAUAGCUUGCAGGAAUAUGUAAUGCCUAUAUUUGUAACCUGCAAACUAUGUUUCUUAAAGCAGAACUGUCAUCCCCCCCCCUUCUUCUGAAAAAUGAGUAUUUGUUUUAGAUUGAAACUUUAUGAAAUAGCCAUGCAAUGUAAACAUUACUGUUCCUACUAAAUGGCAAUGCUUUAUGUCACAGUUUUAGAACUAAAGGACCACUGCACCUAGAUCACUUCAUUGAUAUAAAGGGGUCUGAGUGCCUGUAGUGGGGCUUUAUGAGAUUACAUUUUAGUUUAUAGUUUUCACUUACUCUUUACCGUAUUUAUUUUUCUCUUUUUACAUAGGGUCUGUGAUGGCAGAGCAAGUGGUGAUGUUGAAUUUCUACCCUAGCUUCCCAGCAAUGCAAGAGCAGUCUAAUUGUGGGGAGUUCAUCUUUCUCAUGGAUCGCUCUGGAAGCAUGGAAUGUGCAAUGA